Messenger RNA from Colletotrichum lupini, 2778 nucleotides. Its product is annotated as yrdC protein. The coding region runs from base 1 to 2778 and encodes 925 amino acids. Gene Ontology annotation, cellular component: cytoplasm. Lineage: Eukaryota; Fungi; Ascomycota; Sordariomycetes; Glomerellales; Glomerellaceae. Gene Ontology annotation, molecular function: double-stranded RNA binding; tRNA binding; nucleotidyltransferase activity. The transcript is spliced from 11 exons. The record is from RefSeq and is a predicted model, not a curated record. Gene Ontology annotation, biological process: regulation of translational fidelity.
AUGCUCUCUGCCGUAGAUACCUUGACCCUGGCUUCUCGUCACUGCAUCCACGCUCAAUUAGCACCCCGCGAUUCUCUCUCCCCCAAGAAUCCCGCGUCCCAGUUUCGACCUCGAACUCGCGUCACCAACACCGCGCCGCCGAAUAAGUCACAUAUAAUGGACAUUGACGAUAUCCUACGCGAGGUCGACCCAGUCUCGUACUCUAUUCCCUCCGAGACACGCGACUUACAGGCCCUGACGCGCGCUUGGGUGGCAGAGCGAACCGCCCCAGAACUUCUAGAAUGGCCUACCGGCGGUCUCUUUGAGCGCGUCAACGAUCGCAUCAAGCACCAGAUCGAAAAGGUCGAAGACAUGACGGGUGACAUGGACCCCAAGACCAACUUCGCUCUCAUCGUCAUUCAGACGGAGCUUGAGCGCUUCAAGUUCCUCGUCAGAAGCUUCCUUCGUGCUCGUAUCGCAAAGAUCGAUAAACAUGCUCUCCACUACCUCUCGUCUCCGGCCCUCCGCGCUCGUCUUUCCGAAACAGAACUGGCAUACGCGACUCGUCACCAGGCACUCCUGCAUAAUCACUAUCUUUCGUCCUUCCUUUCCUCCUUCCCGCCAAACCUGCAGAACCUCAACGAUACCGCUGGCAACAUUAGCAUGAUCGACGGGCCAGAUCUCGAUACCGCAGUCUUUAUUCGUAUGCUACGAGAUACAGAAGUGGAAGGAAAGGGAACGGACGCGGACGGCUCCGUGCUAGCGGAGAGCGCUUGUCUGAUGGUUUCCGUCAACUUGCAAAAGAGAAACACACAGCCUCACGCGCACGAAUUUGGCCCUGGUGCUAGCAACGGAAAGGCUUGGUCUAGGACAGAUACAGACAUCACGCUGCGUCCCACGGCAUAUGCCUAUCUUGCCGCGACGACUAUGCAAGUUACUCGUCCGGUCUGGACUUGGGCUGGGGCUGCUCAAGGAGAACGCAGGCUCACGUCUUGUUUACCGCGAAAAACGCCGUCGGGGCUUAAUCCGGUUAGCCAGACGAUAAUUUGGAGGUUGUAUUCCGUGGUAGACAGAGUCCCACAUCGAUGCGGCCAUCAUAUAGGAACGGAAAAUGGGAGAAUCGAGGACGCUGACUGGACACAAUUGCUCAGACUCAACCCCCACCAUAAUCACAUCACUGGCCCCACUGAAAGCCGAUCGGCAGAAGUGACCUCAGCGGCAGAUGUCACUGCUACUGACGGGCAAGACCCGACCACCGAUUCUUCUUGUGAUAUCGGAGAAAGCCAUCUUAGCAGACCCUCUUCCGUCAACUUUAUUUUCUUCCCACCCCUGAAUUUUAUGCAAACUCAACGCACGUAUCUUUUUGCACCGUCCCUCAUACGCCGUAUAAGUCGUCAGAUUACGACUUUUAGCCACAACUACCGGCGAUUGACUUCAUCACAACACAACGACAAAAUCACAAUGGAGACCCAAGUAGUAAAAGUCGAGGCCCAAGGCCUAGGGGAUUUCAGAGAUGCGGAGGGACCUGAGAGGUUAAGCAGCUGGGAAAUCGCCAACUCAGCCUCUGGCGCAUCAUUAGCCGCCCUACGAGAUGCCGCAGAAUAUCUGCGCAGCAAGGACACGCCCGUGGCAUUUCCAACCGAAACCGUCUACGGCCUCGGGGCCGACGCCACGAGAAGCGGCGCCGUCAAGGGCAUCUACUCAGCCAAGGGUCGGCCAUCAGACAACCCUCUGAUAUCGCACGUCUGCGAUCUGGACAUGUUGCGGAGCCUGCUGCGGUCCGAGAAGCAGACAAACGGUGACGCAGCAAAGGACCCGAUCCCGGAAAUCUACAAGCCGCUCAUUGAAAAGUUCUGGCCCGGACCCCUGACGAUCUUGCUGAGGAAUCCGGAACCGAGCAAGCUCGCGCCCGAAGUCACGGCGGGGUUGGCCAGCUUUGGCGUCCGGAUGCCGUCCUCGCCGCUGGCGCUGACGCUCAUCAAGCUCGCCGGCGUGCCCCUGGCCGCGCCCUCGGCCAAUGCGUCCACGAAACCGUCGCCCACGACGGCGCAGCACGUCUUGCACGACCUGGAAGAGCGCAUCGAGCUCAUCCUGGACGGCGGGGCGUGCCAGGUCGGCGUGGAGAGCACCGUCGUUGACGGCCUGUGCGACCCGCCCGUCGUGCUGAGGCCCGGCGGCGUGGGCAUGGAGGAGCUGCGGGCUUGUCCCGGCUGGGAGGGCGUCGUCAAGGCGUAUAAGGACGAGAGCGAGAUGGGCAAGGCGACGCCGCGGGCGCCGGGGAUGAAGUAUAAGCAUUACAGCCCCAAGGCAAAGGUCGUGUUGUACGAGUGGGCUUGCGAGGCUGGUGCUGAGGGUAUCAUUGCCGAGGACCUGCAGAAGGCGCUGAUCCAGCAGAAUGGCGACGUGACGACGACGAAUGGCGCCGGGCUGGGUCCGCUCAAGAUUGGUAUCAUUCGCACGAGGCGGUGGAAGAUUGCGGGUGGUCUGCACCAUGGCGCGUUGCAAGUCUCCAAGGUUCAUGUUGACGGGGCUACGGCGGCGAAUGCGAGGGACGAAGCGGCGUACGAGGUGCAGGAGGGCGAGCUUCAGGACGCAGAGGACAAGCCCAUGGCGACGAUCCUCGACAUAGAUCUGGGCGACGACAUUAAGGGGAUUGCUCAGGGGCUGUUCUCGGCUCUGAGGGAUCUGGAUAGAAGAGGUGCCAGCGUCAUCUUCGUGGACGGCAUCGACGACAGGAAUGACAUUGCAGAGGCGGUAAUGAACAGGCUCCGCAAGGCGGCCUCCGAAAUCCGAGCAUAG